Messenger RNA from Symbiodinium sp. CCMP2592, 210 nucleotides. Lineage: Eukaryota; Dinophyceae; Suessiales; Symbiodiniaceae. The record is from the annotation of a GenBank genome assembly.
AUGGCCGCGACUACGGUGGUGCUGUUGCUGGCAGCAAGCUCGCAGGCUGCGAUGCUCAGGCUGGCGGCUCCGACGCGACCCAAAGAUGAAGCGUCCAAAACUCCUGCAGAAACUGCUGUGGUGGCUCGCCAGGAGGCGGACUACGUCAUCGGCGAUGUAUGGCGAAAUGGGACCUGGACGGGAAGCCUUUGCGACACUGGCAGUCACUGA